Chelmon rostratus (copperband butterflyfish) is the source of this 1524-nucleotide messenger RNA. It is a transcript of the gene pax7a, whose product is annotated as paired box 7a. Bases 1 to 1524 code for a protein of 507 amino acids. NCBI's taxonomy places the organism in Eukaryota, Metazoa, Chordata, Actinopteri, Chaetodontiformes, Chaetodontidae. The record is from RefSeq and is a predicted model, not a curated record. Gene Ontology annotation, biological process: regulation of transcription by RNA polymerase II; anatomical structure development. The transcript has 9 exons. Gene Ontology annotation, molecular function: DNA-binding transcription factor activity, RNA polymerase II-specific; RNA polymerase II cis-regulatory region sequence-specific DNA binding.
AUGAUGGCUACUUUACCAGGAACAGUGCCUCGGAUGGUGCGCCCUGCGCCAGGCCAGAACUACCCCCGAACCGGCUUCCCCCUGGAAGUAUCCACCCCUCUGGGCCAGGGUAGGGUGAACCAGCUUGGCGGUGUGUUCAUCAACGGGAGGCCCCUGCCAAAUCACAUCCGACACAAGAUAGUGGAGAUGGCCCACCACGGCAUCCGACCCUGCGUAAUCUCGCGACAGCUGCGAGUUUCACACGGUUGCGUCUCCAAGAUCCUCUGCAGAUACCAGGAGACCGGCUCGAUCCGUCCGGGAGCCAUAGGAGGCAGCAAGCCCAGGCAGGUGGCAACUCCUGACGUGGAGAAGCGGAUCGAGGAGUACAAGAGAGAAAACCCGGGUAUGUUCAGCUGGGAGAUCCGGGAUAAGCUGCUGAAGGACGGCGUGUGCGACAGAAGCACAGUUCCUUCAGGUGAGGCUUCAUCUGUGAGCUCCAUCAGCCGCGUUUUGAGGGCCCGAUUUGGCAAAAAAGAUGACGAGGAUGACUGUGAUAAGAAGGAUGAAGAUGGAGAAAAGAAAACAAAGCAUAGCAUCGAUGGCAUCCUCGGUGAUAAAUGUAACCGCACGGAUGAUGGUUCAGAUGUAGAUUCGGAGCCCGACUUGCCCCUGAAGAGGAAGCAGAGACGCAGUCGCACCACCUUCACCGCUGAGCAGCUGGAGGAGCUGGAGAAGGCUUUCGAAAGGACACAUUACCCGGACAUCUACACCAGGGAAGAGCUGGCUCAGAGGACAAAACUCACAGAGGCGAGAGUACAGGUGUGGUUCAGCAAUAGGCGAGCUCGGUGGCGUAAGCAGGCCGGGGCCAAUCAGCUAGCGGCCUUCAACCACCUGCUUCCUGGAGGAUUCCCACCCACGGGGAUGCCAACUUUACCCACAUACCAGCUACCAGACUCGAGCUACCCCAGCACCACGCUAUCGCAGGAGGGCAGCACAUUGCACAGACCCCAACCCCUGCCUCCAUCCUCCAUGCACCAGGGAGGUCUGAGCGCUGACAGCAGCUCCGCUUAUGGUCUCUCAUCCAAUCGCCACAGCUUCUCCAGCUACUCCGAUACUUUCAUGAGCCCCUCGGCAUCCAGCAACCACAUGAACCCUGUCGGCAACGGGCUCUCCCCACAGGUGAUGAGUAUCCUGAGCAACCCCAGCGCCGUACCCUCCCAGCCCCAGCACGACUUUUCCAUUUCCCCCCUGCACAGCAGCCUGGAGAGCUCCAACCCCAUCUCAGCCAGCUGCAGCCAGCGCUCUGACACCAUCAAAAGUGUGGACAGCCUGGCUUCCUCCCAGUCAUACUGCCCCCCCACCUACAGCGCCACCAGCUACAGCGUGGACCCCGUCACUGCAGGCUACCAGUAUAGCCAGUACGGCCAGACUGCCGUAGACUACCUGGCUAAGAACGUGAGCUUGUCCACCCAGAGGAGGAUGAAACUUGGAGACCACUCGGCCGUGCUGGGACUGCUGCAGGUGGAGACGGGUCAGGCCUACUAA